Messenger RNA from Anguilla rostrata (American eel), 3372 nucleotides. Its product is annotated as tumor susceptibility gene 101 protein-like. The record is from RefSeq and is a predicted model, not a curated record. Gene Ontology annotation, molecular function: ubiquitin binding. Bases 347 to 1522 code for a protein of 391 amino acids. The transcript is spliced from 10 exons. Gene Ontology annotation, cellular component: ESCRT I complex. Gene Ontology annotation, biological process: protein modification process; endosome to lysosome transport; protein transport. NCBI's taxonomy places the organism in Eukaryota, Metazoa, Chordata, Actinopteri, Anguilliformes, Anguillidae.
GUUGUGUUCCGUGGAUGUGUACGCCAGACUUUUGAUUGAUUUUAGUUCUGUAAAUGAUUUUGAAUAUAGUUUGCACCGUAUAAAUAGUGGUUAUAUAUCCAAAUAUUAUAAUAAGGCAACAGCAUAAACAGUCCGACAUUUCAGGAUACGGGGAUUUAUUCGAGGCUGUGUAUUCGUGAGAUCGGGUAGCUACUUAGCUACCCGAGGUACCUAGCUAACAUAGCUAGCUCGUUUGCCAGUCUAGGUCUGUGUCUUGUCGCUGAUUGCUUAAGGUCGGCGUGUGAUUUAAUUUAAAAAAAAUCUUCUUUGGUUGCCGUAAACAUUGUCUCAUUCUCUGAACCAAGUCAUGGCAGUUGUCAACGAAAGUGGACUCAAGAAAAUGCUGUCAAAGCAAUACAAGUACAGAGACCUGACAGUACGUGAAAUUACCAACGUGAUUUCCCAGUACAAGGAUUUGAAGCCGCUAAUGGAUGCCUACGUUUUCAAUGACGGUUCCACCAGAGAGCUGAUGAGUCUGACAGGAACGGUGCCAGUCAGUUACAGAGGAAAUGUGUACAACAUCCCAGUGUGCCUCUGGCUUCUGGACACCUACCCCUACAACCCCCCCAUCUGCUUUGUGAAGCCCACCAGUGCCAUGAUGAUCAAGACUGGCAAACACAUCGAUGCCAACGGCAAGAUUUACCUGCCCUACCUGCACGAGUGGAAGCAUCCCCAGUCAGACCUGUACGGACUAAUCCAGGUGAUGAUCGUGGUGUUUGGGGAGGAGCCUCCAGUAUUUUCCCGCCCCACAACGCAGAGCCCUUUCCAGGCAUCUGGACCCCCCAAUGCGUCCUACAUGCCCGGUAUGCCAGCGGUGUCGCCUUAUGGGCCCGGGCAUGCUGCCAGCCCAGGUGGGUACCCUGGCUACCCUGGUUACCCCAGUGGAAACUCAUACCCUGCCACAGCUGGCGCAAAUCACUACACCUCCCAGACUCCUAUCACAACUGUUGGCCCCAGCCAGGACGGCACCAUUGGGGAGGACACCAUCCGCGCCUCUCUGAUCUCAGCGGUGAGCGAUAAGCUGCGGUGGCGGAUGAAGGAGGAGAUGGACCGGGCUCAGGCCGAGCUGGACGCGCUCAAGCGCACCGAGGAGGACCUGAAGAAGGGCCACCAGCGCCUGGAGGACAUGGUGUCCCGCCUGGACCAGGAAGUGGCGGAGGUGGACCGGAACAUUGACCUGCUGAAGAAGAAGGACGAGGAGCUGAGUGCCGCCCUGGAGAAGAUGGAGAACCAAUCGGAGAACAACGACAUUGAUGAUGUCAUCGUUCCCACUGCGCCCCUCUACAAGCAGAUCCUCAAUCUGUAUGCAGAGGAGAACGCCAUCGAGGAUACCAUCUUCUACCUGGGGGAGGCGCUACGCCGCGGGGUCAUCGACCUGGAGGUCUUCCUCAAGCACGUGCGGCUGCUGUCGCGGAAGCAGUUCCAGCUCCGAGCGCUCAUGCAGAAAGCCCGCAAGACGGCCGGCCUCAGCGACCUCUACUGAGUCACCUCCACUCACCUCCCACAAUGCACCUCUUUUUAAGACAGGACGGUCUCUCUCAUUUGUGAUUUCUUUUCCCUCUUCUUUUUUGAGUUUAUCUGCACCCCCCUCCCCCAACUCCUCGCCCUCUCCAAUAUGUCACAUUUGGGUGGGGAGGUCAUACCAAGCCCGCUCUCCCACCCCCUCCUCUUUGCUGUUUGGUGGAAGGUGUUCUAAUCUUCUCAGCCAAAUAUAGCCGACUUUUGGGCGCAGAAAACCGAAUAAUCAAACGGUAUCUGCUUCAAAAACAGAUUUCUGAAAUGUAAAGUAGAAUAAUGGCUCUGGGGGAGCAGACAAAAGGAUUGUAGGUUGACCAGUGGCCAGAGUGCAGUCCAGUGAUUUAUAAGCAUUAGCAGCGCGUCUUGAUUGGUCGGCUGACAGGUUACGUGAACACUAACUCUGCCCUACUGCAGGAAGCUGAAGCUCUUUACUGCAGGAAGCUGAAGCUCUUUACUGCAGGAAGCUGAAGCUCUUUACUGUAGGAAGCUGAAGGUUCUUUACUGAAGGAAGCUGAAGGCUCUUUACUGCAAGAAGCUGAAGCUCUUUACUGCAGGAAGCUGAAGCUCUUUACUGCAGGAAGCUGAAGGCUCUUUACUGCAGGAAGCUGAAGGCUCUUUACUGAAGGAAGCUGAAGGCUCUUUACUGCAGGAAGCUGAAGGCUCUUUACUGCAGGAAGCUGAAGGCUCUUUUGGGGAACAGAGAGAAUUAUGGUCCCUUGAGUGGGUAAACUGCAAAUGUCAUUUUUACUGGUUAACUUGGCGAAGAGUCACUGCUUUCGGUUGCUGUCACCCAGUCUCUGCUAAAUGUCUCUGGACCUGGUGGCAAAAAAAAACAAACAAACUAAGAACUACACAUGCAGCUCUUUUGCAGCACUGAACCUAACUGACACUGUAACGUCUGUGGGGCAAUGUGGGGUUCAGACGCAGUGUGGCGGUGUGGGGUUCAGACGCGAUGUGGGGUGGAUGGGGGUGCAGUGUUGGGUCUGUCAGCUCCGCAUGCCUGCCGCUGGGUCACUGGGCCGCUGGGUCACUGCUCUUUGGAAAGGGAGCCUGUGCCGCCGCUGAGGAAAGGUUACUCAGUAUAAAUUAUGCGCCACAACCUUUCAGGAUGGACAGGAGAUAUAUGCUACUUUCACCCUCUGGUUUUUAAAAUGUAGGACUUGCUGCUCAAACUUGGGGACAUUGUUCGUUUUGGAUGCCCUGAGCUUCUGUUUGAGGAUGGUUGAGCCAUUGACAUCACUUCCUGUGUUGCGUUUAGACUUCCUGUGACCAGCCUUGUUGCCUGCAGGAACUGGAUAUUGCGGAGUUGAUUGUGCAGCAGUGCGUUAUUCCUGGUUUGGGCCUGGUUAAGGCACUUAGGCUGUGUGCAGUCCUUGUGUGUCAGUUUCACCUAAAUGCACACAUGCUACUGUAAAGCAUGGAGCAGUGGGUCACAUGGUACAAGGCAGAGUCAAAGUCCUCAGAAGGAAAGGUGUAGUUUUUCGUAUGAAGUUGCCAUUUUAUUUUUCUGUCUUUUUUAUUUCAUUUUUAUUUACAAUCUUUUUUGUUUCUGUGUUCUUGUUCUUUAUAGACAGGUAUGGCAAGUUCUUAUUCUCUCAGAUCUUGCUGUUAAGGGAUACUUUUUUCUAGUUCAGGAUUAAUGUCGAAGACUAAUACCAGAUUAAAAAAAUUUAACUUCCUCCAAUCUAACUUAUAUCAGGUGAAUAAUAUCAUAUUUUGCAUUUGAACUUUUACUAAAUGCACUUUGUUGGACAUGUAAAAUGGAAAUAUUGUUGUUGGGGAUCCUAUUUAGAAAUAAAAAAAUAAUUUCCAAAA